This is a messenger RNA of Hippoglossus stenolepis (Pacific halibut), 1627 nucleotides long. RefSeq names its product thyrotropin-releasing hormone (gene trh). The transcript is spliced from 3 exons. Lineage: Eukaryota; Metazoa; Chordata; Actinopteri; Pleuronectiformes; Pleuronectidae. Bases 153 to 962 code for a protein of 269 amino acids. Gene Ontology annotation, cellular component: extracellular region. Gene Ontology annotation, biological process: hormone-mediated signaling pathway. The record is from RefSeq and is a predicted model, not a curated record. Gene Ontology annotation, molecular function: thyrotropin-releasing hormone activity.
AUGCUGGGACGGAAAGUUGUCUGCUCAUACCUCCAGACUUGGCCUUUGCGGGUCAUCAACCACUGCGAGAAGCUGAGAGCAAAACCAGCAUCACUGUGCGCACAACGGGGACGAGCAGAACUUGGAUCAUUCAGACGAUCAUCCAAUUUACCAUGAAGUCGAUAUGCCUUCUCCUCCUGGCUUCUCUCGUGCUCUGCAACUUGGCGGUGUCUGGAGGACAGGGCAUCCCCGCUGACGAUGACACGGACCGGAGGACCAUCGACGAUAUCCUCCUACAGGGAGCAGGGAGUCUCCUGAUACGCUCCAUCCUCAAAAAGAUGCAUGAGGAAGACGACAGAAACGACGGAUUUUCCUCUCAGCCAGAAUGGGUGACAAAAAGACAGCAUCCCGGUAAGAGAUACAGCGACGAUUUGGAGAAGCGGCAGCAUCCGGGGAGGAGAGAGGAGGACGAGGACGAUGAGUACAUGGACGUUCAAAAGAGACAGCACCCGGGAAAACGCGACGAUGAAACGCACCAGUACACGGAGUUCCAGAAAAGGCAGCACCCAGGGAAGCGCUCCACGAUGGGCUACAUUUCUGACGAGCCCGUGGUGCUCCUGGAGAGCGAACUUUCUAAACGCCAGCACCCUGGCAAGCGCUACCUGCUGGUGCACAGCAAACGCCAGCACCCAGGUAAACGCCAGGGAGAGGGCGAGGAGGGAGACGUGGACUGGGACGCGGACGGAGACGAAGACCUCACGGGGUUGGAGAAGCGGCAACACCCCGGGAAACGGUUUUGGGAUAACGCAAGUCCAGAUUUGGGCACAAACAGUCCGUGCGAUGUUUUGGACCCUACGAGCUGCAGCAAGUCCAAUCUGCUGCUCGACUUUUUAGACAACAUCAACAAGAGCCACGCCGAGGAGAAGAGACAACACCCGGGGAAAAGGUUUGCACCAGAGCAGGAUCUAGUGACAGGAGAGUAGAGAGUGAAGAAAACUACCUCUGCUGUGCGUAAACUGAUGUAUUGUAAACAAAUCAAUGUGAAAAUUAAGUGACCAUAAUGAAUUAUUAAAGUUGGAAAAAAGAAAUUACAUCCUUUGACAUUUUGUGCAGCUGUUUUUUUUCAUUUGGCAAAUUACUGUAUCAUCAUUGCAAAACAUGAACCUGCUGUUUAUUUACUUGGGGAGCUUGUGCGUAGGUAAGAUUAAUAAUGACUUCUCACAAGAGGGCGUGUCCUAUGUUAAACUUCAAGAAUUAAUUGUAGUUAUAAUUAGAAUUAGCAUUAUUUAGUAUUUUUUCAGUUGAUGAUGAAGUCAAGUCCAAUAUGGAAGCAUUAGUCUACUGGCUUUUGCGACGUCGCCUCUGUGAGGCAACAGACGCUCGUCAGUACAGUUCAUGCUUGAAUCCAAUCAAAGUGGCUGCGUUCACACUUAACGCAGAGAAACGUCAUUCACUCACUGAUUUGCUUCAUUCUUUUGUACUUAUGUAAAAUAUAACGAGUACCACCGCAAAUAAAUUGUGUCAGUUAUUAUUUUUCUACAUAUUCUUGCAUGGAUUGAGUUUAUUUAACCUAAUGUUGUAAAUUGGAAGAAGAAAAAACUAACACCAAUGUUUUUGUUGGACAAUAAAGUGCAUUGGUCAAAAUGUA